Messenger RNA from Nerophis ophidion (straightnose pipefish), 4419 nucleotides. RefSeq names its product serine/threonine-protein kinase WNK4-like. The record is from RefSeq and is a predicted model, not a curated record. NCBI's taxonomy places the organism in Eukaryota, Metazoa, Chordata, Actinopteri, Syngnathiformes, Syngnathidae. The transcript has 20 exons. Bases 95 to 3256 code for a protein of 1053 amino acids. Gene Ontology annotation, biological process: monoatomic ion homeostasis; positive regulation of sodium ion transmembrane transporter activity; intracellular signal transduction. Gene Ontology annotation, molecular function: ATP binding; chloride channel inhibitor activity; protein serine/threonine kinase activity. Gene Ontology annotation, cellular component: cytosol; cytoplasm.
ACUCAGCUGAUAGAGCAGUCAGAGGUCUGAAGGAACAUCCACUAGUUUGAUCUUGUCUUCACUGGCUCACAAUGUCCAGCAAGGAGGGCACAUCAUGAAGACACUCGGGGACGAGAACACCCUUCCUCCUCCUGGUCUUCCUCCUCCUACUUUUCCUGGGACAAUCCACGAGGACGGUCCACUGGACAGUCCACUGGACGUUCAAAUGGAAAGCAGCUCUGAGGAGAGCGAAGACAUUGCGGUGGCGUUGUUGUCAUCCGACAGGGAAGUGUUACCAUGGCAACAGAGGGAAGAGGAGGAGCGCGAAGAAGUGGAGACCAAGGCGGUGGCGUCUUCUCCGGACGGACGCUUUCUCAAGUUCAACAUCGAGAUCGGCCGAGGAUCCUUCAAAUCCGUCUACAAGGGUCUCGACACUGAGACCACCGUGGAGGUAGCCUGGUGCGAGUUGCAGGUACCACAGACGCAGCGUCUGAGCAAGGCGGAGCGUCAGAGGUUCACCGAGGAGGUGGAGAUGCUGAAAGGUCUCCAGCAUCCGAACAUUGUUCGCUUCUUCGACUCCUGGAAGUCAGCGCAGAGAGGUCCCAAGUGCACCAUCCUGGUGACGGAGCUCAUGACCUCAGGGACCCUCAAGACGUACUUGCGCAGAUUCCGUCAGAUGAAGCUGAAGCUGCUGAAGCGCUGGAGCUUUCAGAUCCUCAAAGGUCUGCACUUCCUGCACUCGCGCUGCCCCCCCAUUCUGCACCGCGACCUCAAGUGCGACAACAUCUUCAUCACGGGACCCUCUGCCUCCGUCAAGAUCGGAGACCUGGGCCUCGCUACGCUCAAGAAGGCCUCUUUCGCCAAGAGUGUUAUCGGGACGCCAGAGUUCAUGGCCCCGGAAAUGUACGAGGAAAAGUACGACGAGGCCGUGGACGUCUACGCCUUCGGAAUGUGCAUCCUGGAGAUGGCCACUUCUGAGUAUCCGUACUCGGAGUGUGAGAAUGCUGCCCAAAUCUACCGCAAAGUCACCAACGGAAUCAAACCUGACGCCUUCUCUCAAGUCCAAGUGGUGGAGCUGAAGGAGAUCAUCGAGGGCUGUAUCCGCACUAACAUCAACGAGAGGUACACAGUCCAGGACCUUCUGGAGCACCGCUUCUUCCAGGGCCGGCUGGGUGUCCACGUGGAGCUGGCCGAGGACGACGAUGGGAAGAAAGCGGCGCUGAAACUGUGGCUGAGGAUGGACGGCACAAAGCGGCUCCAUGGCAAAUACAAGGACAACAACGCCAUCGAGUUUCUCUUCGAGCUCUACGAGGACGUCCCGGAGGAGGUGGCCCAGGAGAUGGUGGUACUGGGCUUUGUGUCCGAGGGCGACUACAAGCUGGUGGCCAAGACCCUCAGAGACCGCGUCACCGCCAUAAAGCACCAACGCGAGGAACACCGCCGUUUGGCUCAGGGCGACUUGCAGGAGGCAGGCAGGGAACGCCAGACUUCUAGUCGGCAAGGACCCGCAAGCUCACCUACUGCGGAACAGAACGCCGCUCCAAGACAAGCCCUGCCCAUCAGCAGCAAGACCGAAGGAGACGGGAACAAGAUAGCGGCUAGAGACAGUGUCCGACACAAUGCAGAAGCUCCGCCUCUUCCUGUCAUUCCCAGGGCUCGUGCGUCAAAGCCUCCGCCCCUUCCUGUGCUGCGCUUCCCCAGGAGCAUCGCAGUGUCGGAGCGACCACCAUCCAUGUCAGUCGGCGGCUUUUCUUCACCUGUGGACAGCUACGCCUCUGACGUGACCUCGGGUUUGAGCGACGGCAACGACGGCCAAACGGAAAAGAGGAACCAAGAAGUGAGUGGCAGGAAGUUAAGGAAAAGAACGUGGGCGCGCCUGAGGAUCACAGGGGUGUCCAACUUGGGCGACCGUGUGGUGGAAUGUCAGCUGACCACCCACGACAGCAAGAUGGUCACCUUCAAGUUCGACCUGGACGGAGACGACCCCGAAGACAUCGCCUCUGUGAUGAUCCACAGAGACUUCAUCCUGCGGCCUGAGAGAGAAGAAUUCAUCAUGCGCAUGUAUGACAUCAUCGACAGGGCGGAGUCAAUGAUACAUCAGCACCAGCGGCCAAAAGACGCCCCACCCCUUCCCGAGCCCCAGCAAAAGACAGCAGCUCAGAAUCUCCCCAGGACGCCAUCCAGCUCGUCGCUAACUGAAGCUCCACCUCCUUUGCCGUAUCACCCCUUGUCUCCCCACUUCCCCCCUUACUCCUCCCUCCUCACUUCCCCCGCCUCCCCGGUGGCUCAGUGGCCGCCCCCCGACCAGCCCCUUUUCUCUCUAGCUAACAUGCUAUCGUUAGCCAUGAGCGUGGCCCAGUCCCUCAUCCCCCCCCCCGGGACACCCACUCCGAGCUUUCCCUCCCAGGCCCCGCACCUUCCCUUCACCCCCCCGUUGUCCCCCUCUUCGGGCUCGGAGCUCCGCCCUCAGGGCCACACCUCCUGGUCUGCGCCUCCGUCGACUCAGCCAGGCUCCGCCCACAACAGUAGGCAGUGGGCGUCGCCCAGUUGGAGUCCGGGAGAGCGUCAAAGUCCGCCGCAGCUUAGCGACGGCCUGCCUCCGCCUUCUCCUGGCCCCGCCCCCACCCCGCCUGCCGAGUCUCCUCCACUAACGACGCCUUCCGCCUUCAGCGUGGGUCGUUUCCACGUGGCGCGCUCUGAGGAUCCAGCGGAUGGCCAACACCCUGAGCGCCGCCCACUUCAGAAGGCCACACCCACCGCACACUCCCCGCCCCCGUCUCGGAUGAGCCAAUGCGAGAGCUCGGAGAGCAUCACGGACGAAGAGAGCCAAUCGGUGAGAGGGGAGGGGAAGCGGAGGAGGGGGGCGGGCCGAAGGCCGACUGGCAGCAUGUGGGAGGGGCCACCUCCCGGCCAAUCGCGCAUCCGUCGCGCAUCCUUUGUCAGUUCUGACGAAUCCGAGAACGAGGGGUCGUGUGAGGGGCUGAAGGAGCUACGGGAAAGACACCUGUUGGAGGUGCACGAGCUGCAGGCCAAUCAGAGGCGAGAGAUCGAGGAGCUCUGCCUGAGGAUGGGAAAGGUCCCGCCCCUGGGCGUGGUCUCUCCGGCCGCCGUACUCAGUCGACAACGCGGCUUCCCCCCCGCACGCAGAAACAGCCUUCAGCGAACGGAAGUGCUGCCCCCCGCAGGUAUCAUGAGGAAGCGCUCAGGCAGCAGCGGAUCUCAGGAGCGGCCGUGCAGAGGUGUGACCUUUGCCCCCGAACACACCUGCAUGCCCUAAAACACAAGUGUCUCAAAUGGCUGCACAAACCACAACGACAUCCUCGGUAGAGCCCACAUAAUGGCAAGAAAAAACUCACACCCAAUGGGAUGUCGGUGACAGUGACAAUGAUGACUAUGAGAAACCUUGGAGAGGACCGCAUAUGUGAGCAACCCCCAAAUCCCGGGGGACUGAAAGCAAUGGAUGUUGAGCGGGUUUAACGUGAUAUUGAGAAAGUCCAAUCCAUAGUGGAUCUAACAUAACGGUGAGAGUCCAGUCCAAAGUGGAUCCAAAAUCCCGUCCUUGCACGCUACACCGCUAUAACAAAGAUGACGGGGAGAAGACACUGCCAUGUAAAUAAGAGUACCCACAAAAUGGCGCAUCCUGAAGCGACUGUCAGAAAGUGACUCGAAGAUGAUGUGCAAAACAUCAUCUAUGCAACAUUGUGAGCAAAGAAGCAGCAUUACAUGUUAUGUAAACUACAAGGAAGUCUUUUCAGUUCACGAAAAAAAAAAAAUAAUAUGACCCCUUUAAUGCUCCUUAUAAACCGAUGUGCCUUAUACAGUAUAUAUAGCGCUUUUCUCUAGUGACUCAAAGCGCUUUACAUUGUGAAACCCAAUAUCUAAGUUACAUUUUUAAACCAGUGUGGGUAGCACUGGGAGCAGGUGGGUAAAGUGUCUUGCCCAAGGACACAAAGGCGGUGACUAGGAUGGCAAAAGGGGGAAUCGAACCUGGAACCCUCAAGUGGCUGGCACGGCCACUCUAGCAACUGAGCUACACCAUUAUGCCAAUGUUAUCAUGCUAACGUCCUUAUGCUAACGUCCUCAUGCUAACCUUUGGCCUUUCAGCCUCCCAUCAACGCCAAUGUUAAUGAAGAAGCAACGUGACGGCUGGCGUGCCAUUGUUCGAAUCCCAGCAAGUUUUGGUGUGCGGCAAAUGUUGUGGCCUCAGGUGGUCACGCCUUCUUUUUACCCCCAGUGGCCACGGCAACGAGACAAGAGCACAUCGGUUGAUUAAAGUGGAUUAGCUUAUCGUAAUUGUUGUCAGCUGUGUUGUCACGGAAAAGUCAUGAAUUCUAACAAUUAAUAACAAUUCUUAUUCAUCAUGCUGUAUGUCUGCAUAAUCAACAAACUAAUGUCAUGAAUAAAUAUUUGAAUAAUUAUAUAAAUGUCUCAUUAAUUAAU